CAAAGAAAUCUUUUUUGAAAAACAGCCCUCUGCCUCCCAUCUACAUCUUUCUAAAGAUGCUUCAGUUGAGAGUCCUCUGUGCACUUCUGUGCUUCAGCAUUGCCUGGGCAACAGAACAAGGAAGCACUUUUGAAGAACAAGGAGGAGGAGUACGUGGCCCUAGAAUAGUGGAGCAUAAAGCCCAGGGUCAUUGCAAGGCAGAAAAGAGUUGGCCAACAUGCUCUGAUGAUGAAUGGGGCAUUAAAUGUCCUUCAGGAUGCAGGAUGCAGGGACUGAUAGAUGAAACGGAUCAGGAAUUCAACAACCGGAUAAACAAAAUUAAGAAAUUGCUCUCAGAUAAUCAAAACAGCUAUAAGAAAUCAAAUAUUCUGAAACAGGAGGUCACCUCUUUUCUAGAAAGGAAUCUGGUCGAUGAACAAGCGCUAGACGACAGCUAUGGGCAAAUUUCUGAUGAUUUGAGGAGGAGACUUGUGACACUGAAACAAAGAGUUUUUAAUCAAGUAAACAGGAUUAAAGUCCUGCAGAAUACCAUCAGAAAUCAAGUUGGGGAGCUGAAGCGUUUGGAGGUGGACAUUGAUAUUAAGAUACGUGCCUGCAAAGGAUCUUGUGCUCGAACUUACAACUACCAUGUGGACACAGACAGUUAUGACAACAUACAGAAACAGCUCAUACAGUCCGGUUCCAUCAAUCUUGAACCAACAUUUGACACAAAACCUAUGAGGAUACUGAAAAUGAGACCCCUGAAGGAGUCUACUGUUCCUAGCCAUUUCAAAACUGCUCCUCUGUCUGAACAAGAAGCAAACAUACUCGGUCAUAUAAAGCUGGUUGAAGCAGUAUUGGAAGACUCAACAGCAGAGUCCAGAGGAACUCCAGUGGACACCAAAUAUGUCAUGCCUGGAGCAGAGACAAGUAGAUACAACCAGCCUGGAGGAGGUGGUUCUGAUAUGAAAGUUAUACCUUCUGCGACUGGCCAUGUCACACAGACUUGCAUCAGAACCUUCACCAAAAAAGUAAUUCAGGGCCCUCAAGGUAUCAAAGAAGAGAUUGUUGAAGAGUUUAAAACUCCUGAUGGUUCAGACUGUACCCACUUGAAAGGACUGGUCAAAGAAGCUGGAGGCACCCAUCAUAUCAAAGAGACCACUAGUAGUGGUGGUGGAGGAAGCGGCUUGCCUGACUUUUCUUCCUUUGACCCAGACGUAAGAGAUUUUUUUAACUUUGGUCAUGGCAGCAGAGUGCCAGAAACUGCCAGCCACGUGGCAACACCUGGAAGACCAGACUCUUUCUCUCAUCUACAUGAAGAAGAUUAUGAUGAUUUCUCAAGAAUUGAUGACCCUUCUCAUGGAUUCCCUUCUAGAACAAGUAGCGCCACCUCAGGCCAUUCCAAGACUGUUGUGUCCAGCAGUAGCAGUACUACAGGCUUCAAUAAAGGGGGUUCUGCUUUUGAAACCAAGUCACUAAAAGUCUCAGAAGUGGUGCAGCAUGACGAGAGUGCAGAGGAUAAUCCUGAUUUCCGCGCACGGAGCUUGGCCACAGGAGGAGUGAAGCUGGGGGAAAGCUACACCGGGACAGACUGUGAGGAUAUCCAUCAAAAACACACUUCUGGUGCCCAAAGUGGCAUUUUCAGAAUCAAGCCAGCAGGAUCCGCUAAGGUUUUUUCAGUAUAUUGCGACCAAGCGACCACUUUGGGAGGAUGGCUUCUGAUCCAACAGAGAUUGGAUGGGUCAUUGAAUUUUAACCGGACCUGGGAAGACUACAAGAAGGGUUUCGGCAACGUGGAUGACAGAGGGAAAGGAGAGUUCUGGUUGGGCAAUGAAAACCUCUACCUAUUGACCCAGAAGGACACGGUCCUCCGGGUUGAAGUAGAGGACUGGGCAGGCAAUGAAGCUUAUGCAGAGUAUAUUAUACAUAUAGGUUCUGAAUCAGAAAGUUAUAGACUCAGUGUGUCUGACUAUGUGGGGACAGCUGGGGAUGCUCUUAUCAAAGGCUCAGAGGAAGAAGGCAGCGAAUACACUGCUCACACUAACAUGAAGUUCAGUACUUUUGAUAGAGACAGUGACCAGUGGGAAGAAAACUGUGCUGAAGUGUAUGGAGGUGGCUGGUGGUACAAUAAUUGCCAAGCUGCUAAUCUCAAUGGGAUUUACUACCCAGGGGGUCAGUAUGACCCAAGGAACAAUGUUCCCUAUGAAACUGAAAACGGGGUGGUUUGGGUACCCUUCAAGCCCUCUGACUACUCUCUUAAAGUUUCUAGAAUGAAAAUUCGCCCUAUAGCAACAGAUUAGCUGUUGGGGAGGGGGGCAACGUCUCAAAUUAUAUAUACCUCAAUGUUAUGGAUUUUUCUGUGUGUGUAUUCAUAUGCAUUUUAUAUUCCAAAGCAAACAAAUUAAAUGCAAUUGAGAGACCUCUGCCUAUUAAAUAAAAUAAACAGCUUCACUC
This is a messenger RNA of Anolis sagrei ordinatus, 2433 nucleotides long. It is a transcript of the gene FGA, whose product is annotated as fibrinogen alpha chain. Gene Ontology annotation, cellular component: fibrinogen complex. Gene Ontology annotation, biological process: platelet activation; protein polymerization; blood coagulation. Gene Ontology annotation, molecular function: signaling receptor binding. Lineage: Eukaryota; Metazoa; Chordata; Lepidosauria; Squamata; Anolidae. The record is from RefSeq and is a predicted model, not a curated record.